This is a messenger RNA of Paramecium primaurelia, 1259 nucleotides long. NCBI's taxonomy places the organism in Eukaryota, Ciliophora, Oligohymenophorea, Peniculida, Parameciidae. The record is from the annotation of a GenBank genome assembly.
AUGAAAAACGUGAACAAAUUUGUAAUAUUGUCAUUACUUCUAAUGUUAAACUAUGCAUUAGAAGAUAUUGAUAUGAAAUAAUAAAUUGAAUAACUCGAUCAACACAGAUUUGGUCACACUCUUCUUGAUACAAUUUACUUAUAAUUGUAAACUUAAGAACCAAUUGAAAGAUUAAUGGGAACUUUACAAUAAAUUGAGGAUAGAUAUUAUUAAGAUUAAAAAGAAGAAGAUGUAUCACAUAAGGAAUAUUAAGACUCUUGUACUGUGGUAUUAAUUAUUAAUAUUUCAUAUAGGAUCUAUAAAAUUUAGAUUAAAAUAUUAAAGUGAGUGAUAAUGAACGUAUUAAGUUGGAAGCAAGAUUGGAAGGUGAACUCUAUCCAAAGAGAGAAAUUUUAUAGAAAUUAAUUAAUUAAAAAUAAGGGGAGCUUAAAGAAUUCAAAGAAGACUUAAAUGAAUUAGAUUUAUAAAGAGAAGAAGAAAAUGAAGAGUAUUAACAUAAAAUACAUGAACAUGAAGAUGUUAUUGCUAUAUUGAUGUAGGCUAGAACACUAUUCUCAGAGAAUCUAUAAACACAUGAUAAUUCAUUUAUUUAAUUGAAUAAUAAUGGUAUAGAAUUACUAUAAAAACAUUUUGGAGCAUCUAUUAAAAGAGCAAGUACUCAUUAAUUAAAAUAAUAGGUAAAUUUACUUAUAGAACUUCUUGGGGUAAAAUGUUCAAAGCAUUAGCUACUAUUACUUCUAGAGUUCAUUAAUUAUAAGAUUCAGCAUAAGUUGAAAAUGUUAUCUUACUUAUUGAUUAAUUAUUAGAAUAAGUUCAUGAUUCAAUGGAUCUUGAAAAGUUCUCAGAAGAAAAAAGAAUUCAAGCUUAUGAAAAGACUAGAAAUUUAUUAGUAAUUUCAAUCAAUACUACUGAGAGUACUUUGGCAUCUGCAAUAUCUGAUUUGGCAUUGUAUUUUAUCUAUUAUACAUACAUAGAGUAAAUGAAGUGAUUGAAUAGACUCAAGCUACUCUUGAUAAUGUAAAUUAGAGAUUAGAAAUGCUUUAAUAAUCUAGAGAUGAUCGAUUCACUAUUUGUGAAUAAGAGGCUUAAGAUUAUUAGGAUUCUAGAUCAUAACGGUAAUGAUUAAGUUAUUAAUUGUUAGGGAUUCUGAUAGAGAUGUUGUUUCUUAAACUAUUGGAUUAUUGAAUAAAUCAUUAAGAACAUUAAAGGAACAAUUAGCAUUAAGAAUGUCAGCUGGAGAAUAAUUUGAAGAUGUUUGA